This is a messenger RNA of Miscanthus lutarioriparius, 771 nucleotides long. NCBI's taxonomy places the organism in Eukaryota, Viridiplantae, Streptophyta, Magnoliopsida, Poales, Poaceae. The record is from the annotation of a GenBank genome assembly.
AUGAUCCGGCGAGGUGGCGACGGCGAUCUGCUCGGCUCCUCAGGGCGAUGCGCGAGGUUCAGAACUCUAGCAAGUUCAUUAGCACCAGUCGCUGUGAACAUGGGCUUCAAGCGCAGCCCGCCGCCGUUCCUCGCCGUGGCCAACAAGACCAACAAGCAGGUCUUCAGAGGUCUCCUGGGAGUAAACUUCGCCUCUGCAGGAUCAGGCAUUCUCGACACAACAGGGAGCUCCAUCAUCCCGCUGAGCAAGCAGGUGGAGCAAUUCGCCGCCGUGCAGCGCAACAUCUCCUCGCGCGUCGGCAACGGGGCUGCCGCCGACGCCCUGCUGUCGCGGUCCCUGUUCCUCGUCAGCACCGGCGGCAACGACCUGUUCGCCUUCUUCUCGCGGAACAGCACGCCGUCGGACGCCGACAAGCAGCAGUUCGUUGGCAACCUCGUCGCGCUGUACCAGAACCAUGUGAAGGCUCUGUACGUGCUCGGGGCGAGGAAGUUCGCGGUGAUCGAUGUCCCGCCGAUCCGGUGCUGCCCCUACCCGCGGAGCCUGCACCCGCUGGGCGCCUGCAUCGACGUCCUCAACGAGCUGGCGCGCGGGUUCAACAAGGGCGUCAAGGCCGCCAUGCACGGCCUCAGCCUGAGCUUCCAGGGGUUCAGGUACUCCGUCGGGAGCUCCCAUGCCGUGGUGCAGAGCAUCAUGAAGCACCCUCAAAGGCCUGGCAAUGGCACACGGGAAACGAAAAAGUUCAGACGCCCAUACAAGCUCAAGGGCAACUGA